Messenger RNA from Penicillium nucicola, 369 nucleotides. RefSeq names its product glycoside hydrolase. The record is from RefSeq and is a predicted model, not a curated record. Gene Ontology annotation, biological process: carbohydrate metabolic process. NCBI's taxonomy places the organism in Eukaryota, Fungi, Ascomycota, Eurotiomycetes, Eurotiales, Aspergillaceae. The transcript is spliced from 2 exons. Bases 1 to 369 code for a protein of 122 amino acids.
AUGGGCUUGGAUGUUCGCUUUGGAUACUAUGGCAUGUGGGGAGCCACCAGAGACUGCGAUACUUACUUGCCUGAGAAUAUCCCGGCUGGGGCUUUGACGCAUAUCAAUCUUGCCUUCGAGUACGUCAGUGAAGAUCACGAGAUAACAGAUACUCAGGGCCCUAUCGUUGCGAGAGCUUCUCGGUUGAAGAAGAAGUAUCCUGGCUUACGUGUGAACAUCGCGCUUGGUGGAUGGGUAUUUAACGACCCUCCUACGCAGUAUCGCUUCUCUGAAAUGGCGUCUAUCACCCCUAAUCGGGAAAAGUUCAUUGCCUCUUUGAUCAGAUAUAUUCGUCGCUACGGACUCAACGGUGUUGAUAUUGGUUCGUAA